This is a messenger RNA of Corticium candelabrum, 1800 nucleotides long. Its product is annotated as jerky protein homolog-like. The record is from RefSeq and is a predicted model, not a curated record. NCBI's taxonomy places the organism in Eukaryota, Metazoa, Porifera, Homoscleromorpha, Homosclerophorida, Plakinidae. Gene Ontology annotation, cellular component: nucleus. The transcript has 2 exons. Gene Ontology annotation, molecular function: DNA binding. The coding region runs from base 1 to 1623 and encodes 540 amino acids.
AUGUCGUCAGACAAAGAUAUAACAAAGAAGACAAAACGGGCUCACAAGACUCUAACAAUAGAGCAGAAGGUAGCAAUACUGGAUGAACUGGGAAGUGCCUCCUAUUCUGUGCUGUGUGAACGAUAUGGAAUCGGUCGAAGCACCAUUAGCGAUAUCAAGAGGAAAGAGUCUGAACUGAGGCAAUACGAAAGGAAGCUAACCGAAAUGGGAACGAGUCGACUUGCCAAAACAAUGAAGCUUUCUACUUACGAGGAGCUGGAGAGGGCUGUUUUCAUGUGGUUUCGGCAGACGCGCGAGAAAGGCAUUCCUGUAUCAGAAGAGGAUUUCGGCAACUUUGUUGCCUCGUCUGGUUGGCUUUGGAGAUUUUGUAAGCGUCAUUGCAUUAGACAGCUGGCCUUACAAGGAGAAAAGCUGUCUGCCGAUAAACCAGCUGCUGAUCAGUUUGUGUUACGUUUCCAAGCUUUUGUCAAGGAUAGUGAUUACAGCACUGAACAAAUAUUCAACUGUGACGAGUCAGGUUUGUACCAUAAGCUGCUGCCUCAGAAAACGCUUGCUGGUCACUUUGAGAGGUCUGCUGAUGGGCGCAAGACUCAAAAGGACCGUGUUACCAUCAGUGCCUGCUCAAACGCGUCUGGUAGCAUAAAACUACCCUUGGUCUUGAUAGGUAAAUCCAAGAAUCCUCGUUGUUUCAAAAACGUCAAUCGUGAUCACUUGCCAGUGAGUUACUACAACCAGUCUAAUGCUUGGGUGAACACAGGAAUAUUUUCUGACUGGUUCCAUCAUAAGUUUGUUCCUGUAGUGCAGGAAACGUUAAGGGAAAAGGGUUUGGAUGAUAAAGCUGUCCUUCUGCUUGACAACUGUUCUGCUCAUCCGAAUGAAGAAGACCUGAUAUCAGCAGAUGGCAAAGUGAUCGCAAAGUUCCUUCCACCGAAUGUCACUUCGUUAAUUCAACCCAUGGAUCAAGGUGUGCUAGUAUCCAUUAAACGCCGAUACAGGAAAAAGAUGCUUCAAGAUCUUAUUCUUCAAAAUGAUAGAGGUGUGUCAAUCAUUGACUUUGUUUGUGGAAUCAACAUGAUGGAAAUUUCUGAUAAAGUUUCCGCUAGUUGGGAUGAAAUUACACCUAGAACAAUUCGAUUGUCUUGGAGAAAGAUUCUACCCAUUUAUCCUGACGAAGGCAGUCAGGAACCUGCUGGCAUCACAGAAUCAGGAGAGUCAUUUGAAGAGCCUUCUUCUAAUUUGACCCCUCUCUUCUCUGCUUUGGGUUAUGAAAUGACUUCAACAGAAAUUGAGGAGUGGUUAAUGGUAGACAAUUUGGAUCCUGGUUACACUCAUUUGGAUGAUGAUGAAAUUGUCACUGAAGUCUUGGCUCACGGUCGUGAUGAAGAGACUGCUGCAGAUGAAGAUGAAAUGCAAAGUUCUGAUCAUGAUGCAAGCACAAACCAGUCUGGCAUCUCUCAUGGCAGUGCAUUUCAAAUGCUCUCUGAUUGUUUGACAUGGUUUCGGGAACAGACAGAAGCAACUCAAUACAGCUUGAGUGUUCUUCGGAGCCUACGUGACCUUGCAGCUAAAAAGAGACUAAGCACUCUUGAACAGACGCGGGUGACGGACUACUUUGAGAAAUGAGUUGCUUUUGCUUGUUGUUGGGUUACCUACUUAGUUAGUUGCGUUGCAAGAAUUCUUGUCCCUGCGUAGGCAUGUAAUUGUUGACAUAUGUAUGCGCAAACGGUCUGGAUUGUCAAGGCUAUGUCUGGGUCUCCAAGGCUUCGUAUUUUGAUAAUCCGAACAAAUUCAGUAAUCCGA